Mus musculus (house mouse) is the source of this 3085-nucleotide messenger RNA. RefSeq names its product tripartite motif-containing 39 (gene Trim39). Gene Ontology annotation, cellular component: mitochondrion; nucleus; cytosol. The transcript is spliced from 7 exons. The record is from RefSeq and is marked validated. Bases 118 to 1584 code for a protein of 488 amino acids. Lineage: Eukaryota; Metazoa; Chordata; Mammalia; Rodentia; Muridae. Gene Ontology annotation, biological process: protein ubiquitination. Gene Ontology annotation, molecular function: ubiquitin protein ligase activity; zinc ion binding.
GGGGAAAAGACGCACCUCGGUCUGCAGCCAAGAUAACUCACCUACUACAGCUUGCCGGUUAAAUUGCCAAACCUCAGCCAGUCGGAAGUGACGUGCCAGCAUAGACUCUCAGUUAUAAUGGCAGAGACAAGUCUGUUAGAGGCUGGAACCUCUGCAGCCUCCACAGCCGCUGCUCUGGAGAACCUGCAGGUGGAAGCAAGCUGUUCUGUAUGCCUAGAGUAUCUGAAGGAGCCAGUUAUUAUUGAAUGUGGGCACAACUUCUGCAAAGCGUGCAUUACCCGCUGGUGGGAAGACCUAGAGCGGGACUUCCCUUGCCCUGUCUGUCGGAAGACAUCCCGAUACCGGAGUCUCCGGCCUAACCGACAGCUAGGCAGUAUGGUGGAAAUCGCCAAGCAGCUCCAGACGGUCAAGCGGAAGAUCAGAGAUGAAAGCCUCUGCUCCCAGCACCACGAACCUCUUAGCCUUUUCUGCUAUGAAGACCAGGAGGCUGUCUGUCUGAUAUGUGCAAUUUCUCAUACCCACCGGCCCCACACCGUCGUGCCGAUGGAUGAUGCUACACAGGAAUACAAGGAGAAACUUCAGAAGUGCCUGGAGCCCCUGGAACAGAAGCUGCAGGAGAUCACCUGCUGCAAAGCCUCCGAAGAGAAGAAGCCGGGGGAGCUCAAGAGACUGGUGGAGAGCCGCCGGCAGCAGAUCUUAAAGGAGUUUGAGGAGCUGCACAGGCGACUGGACGAAGAGCAGCAGACACUGCUUUCACGACUGGAGGAAGAAGAACAGGACAUUCUACAGCGACUUCGAGAAAAUGCUGCUCACCUUGGGGACAGGCGCCGGGACCUUGCCCACUUAGCUGCUGAGGUGGAGGGCAAGUGCUUACAGUCAGGCUUCGAGAUGCUUAAGGAUGUGAAAAGUACCCUAGAAAAAUGUGAGAAGGUGAAGACCAUGGAGGUGACUUCAGUAUCCAUAGAGCUGGAAAAGAACUUCAGCAAUUUCCCCCGGCAGUACUUUGCCCUAAGGAAAAUUCUUAAACAGCUAAUUGCGGAUGUGACUCUGGACCCCGAGACUGCUCACCCUAACCUCGUCCUGUCAGAGGAUCGGAAAAGCGUCAAGUUUGUGGAGACAAGACUCCGAGACCUCCCUGACACACCGCAGCGUUUCACUUUCUACCCUUGUGUCUUAGCUACUGAAGGCUUCACCUCAGGUCGACACUACUGGGAGGUGGAGGUGGGUGACAAGACCCACUGGGCAGUAGGAGUAUGCCGGGACUCUGUGAGCAGAAAGGGCGAACUGACUCCACUUCCUGAGACUGGCUACUGGCGAGUGCGGCUGUGGAAUGGGGACAAGUAUGCAGCCACCACCACGCCUUUUACCCCUUUGCACAUCAAGGUGAAGCCCAAGCGGGUAGGCAUAUUCCUAGACUAUGAGGCUGGCACACUGUCCUUUUACAACGUCACAGACCGUUCACAUAUCUACACCUUCACUGAUACUUUUACUGAAAAACUUUGGCCCCUCUUCUACCCAGGGAUCCGGGCCGGUCGGAAGAAUGCUGCACCACUUACCAUUAGGCCCCCAACAGAUUGGGAAUGACAAGAGAUGCAGUUUAAUUGGGGUGAGGCAAGGUCAAGAGCGGUGGGCCUUCCUAACUGGCCUGCUAGAAUAUCUUGGUGUCUCCGUGGUUCCAGUCUUGAGCCAUCUUGAGAAACCACCUCGCAUCUGGGAUGGUUUGUGUGAGGAGUAAAGAUAGGACUGGGCUGCAUGACCAAGCACAGAUGAGUGUCCCUCCUUACUGUAGUGGGAGAGUGGACUCCCAGGGGAUUGUACUCUGGUGUCCCGCAGGUUUCCUAGUGCACGGGGACAGGUUGAGAAAGCAAAAGCUUUCCAGAAACAAAGUCUAUAGGAAAGGGUCUUAACUUGCUUAAAAUGCAGGAAACAGAAACCUUUAAAAGGCUUCUGUGACGCAGAAUAGCCUUGUUCCUUGUGGGAGCGCACAGGGGUCUGUAUACCUCGGUGUCGGAAAGAUGAGUGGCAGUUGCUGUCAUGAGUCUAGAAGUCGAGGGGCUUUUCCGGGGCCAGAGCUUGAGCAUUAAAGUUAGGAGAAGGAUCAGGGAAGAGGCUGAAGGAAUGUUUCUAGGAUGAAUGAAGGGAAGGGGGUUUUCUUUGGUCUCUUUUCUUCUUAGGGUAAUGCUAUCAUUACCCAUAGGAUUAGCCAGAGGUUCAGAUUUGGGGAGAAGGAAAGGAUGGGGAAAAAGGAGACUCCAUGUCCCAAAGGCUUGCGUUAUUCCUGUUUCCUGCAGUUGGCUGUCUCUAAAAAGUAGGCUCCUCUUGCUUCCUUCUAAAGGUGAGAUGGAAGCAAUCCUGCAAGACAUACAUCUGAGCCGGGCGUGGUGGCAUACCCGGGAGGCAGAGACAGGCGGAUUUCUGAGUUCAAGGCCAGCCUGGUCUACAAAGUGAGUUCCAGGACAGCCACAGCUAUACAGAGAAACCCUGUCUCAAAAAACUCAAAAAGAAAAAGACAUACAUCGGUCCUUCCAUUGUUUCCCAAGGCAACUUGGAGAGGAGUCAGAUAUUAGAGGAGAGAGAAAGGUGUAGCUAAAGCCUUGGCCUUAAGGAAUGUUCCUAAGUGGUUAUUCCCAACUUGUCCACCUUGCCCCCUGGCUCAAAGACCUAAGGAAAGAAGGGAAGGUGAUGGAGUCUUUCUCACCCAUGAGAACAGGGUAGAAGAGGGUGGUUUGUGUAGCAAAGGGCCAGAAGACAGCUAAGCUUCUAUUUCUAUCCUUCACCCUUUGACAUUCCCCUUUUCAGAGAAUGUAAAUUAUUUUAAUUUUAGGCCAAAAUAAACAACCCAUAGGGUACAUAUUUUGUCACAAAAGGUACCAGAUGCAUGCCAAACCAAACAACCUGGAUUAUCUGCUGCCUGGGUAAUCUUCACACAAGACUGAGACAAGAAACUGCAGUGAGGGCAUUCAGUUCCUCCUACCACCUCAACAGGACUUUGUCCACUCUACUCUUACCUUUGUGCCUUGACUGUGGUUCUUUGUGGCAAGAUAAUUGGUUGGUGAAAAUAUGGAACAAAGGAUCCACUAAUGUG